Salarias fasciatus (jewelled blenny) is the source of this 9538-nucleotide messenger RNA. RefSeq names its product beta-1,4-galactosyltransferase 4-like. Gene Ontology annotation, molecular function: galactosyltransferase activity. The transcript is spliced from 9 exons. Gene Ontology annotation, cellular component: Golgi apparatus. Bases 659 to 1864 code for a protein of 401 amino acids. The record is from RefSeq and is a predicted model, not a curated record. Gene Ontology annotation, biological process: carbohydrate metabolic process. Lineage: Eukaryota; Metazoa; Chordata; Actinopteri; Blenniiformes; Blenniidae.
CGCGGGAUAAGAGGAGAGAGAAAUGCUCGAGGAAAGAGAGGAAAACAGUUCAUUUCUGUGAGUUUUUGAGUGCUUGUACGCUAGAUUGUCGGCCUGACAGUCUGGGAAGCGACAGGUAGAAGUGGGAGCGGCAGUUAAUUUCGGCCUGAAGUUUAUUUCUGUCCGUUUUCAGUCAGAAGCUGCCUCACUGGCUAAGUGCAGGGUAAAGCGAGCCGACACGUUUUGGGACUGUUUGCAUGCAGCUGUUAGCUAACGCAGCUAGCCACGUAGCUGUGAGUCCGUUCCGGGUCUGGAAACAAGAGGACAACCAGAUAGCGCUCUGAGCUGCCUGGGAUGCUCAGAGUUCCUCUGGCAGCGUUGGAGAACCAUCACUGUGUGUGUGCUUCAAUUCUCAUCCGCACUGAGGUGAACUGACUGGAACAUUGCUCUGGAAAAAGCUGCUGAAGAGUUCAAAUUUUUGACUGGAUGUCCUGACAGUGGAUUAUUAGGAUCAUCCAGAUUCAGUUAAGGAAUUUCGCCACUAAGUAGCUGCUUUUGAAUUUUCCAGCAACAUUAGAUGACAACUCAGUGAAUCUCAGACGGCUGGUGUUUUUGCUGAUGUGCCCAGAAAAUUAUCUUAAACAAUAAGCAACAGCUUCUACUAUAAAGUGGCACAGCCAUGGGCUUCUGUUCAUCUGCCGACAAGAUUUUGUGGAGAACAAAGUACUGUGUGCUGCUUAUUCUCUUGCUGUCGGUCAUCGCAUGGAUAACAGCCUUUACAGGUGAAACUUUGAAAUCAAUUCGAGUUUCUUCUGCCACGACACAAACUCUUGUUAAAGGAGACGGUCUGGUGGAUAAACUCCAUUCAACGACAGGGGUGCCUGAUGACCUAAAUACUUCACCACAAAAGGUCGAUUGCCCCAAGGUCUCUCCUCUGCUGCAUCAGCUUCUCCUCUGUCAUCUCGUGGUGUUCGGAGAAGAUCAUUCCUUUCACAAAGAGAGAUUUCAAUCAAACGUUUACUUUGAAAAGCAAAUUACAGCUUUCCUGUUGGGUUUAGGUCAGGGGUGUCAGUGCGUGAGCUUUUGGGUCUUGGUGAGACAAACGGAGGGAGCCACGAACCUGUCCUUCGAGUCCUCUCUGACUCUGAACGAUGUGGUGACUGAAAAUGAAAAAGUGAGAGAGGGCGAGUACGAGCCCCCGGACUGUGCAGCGAGGCAGAGCGUGGCGAUCCUCAUCCCAUUUCGCAAUCGGGAAAGACAUCUCGUCUACUUCCUGCAUCACUUGCACCCAUUUCUGCAGAGGCAACAACUACACUACGCCAUUUAUGUCAUCAAUCAGGCUGGCAAUGUAACAUUUAACCGCGCCAAGUUACUAAACAUUGGAUACUUGGAGGCGUUGAAGGACUACAGUUGGGACUGCUUCAUACUCCAUGAUGUGGACCUUAUUCCAGAAAAUGAUCAUAACUUGUACGUCUGCGAGGACCAGCCCAAACACUUGAUGGUUGCCCGGAACUCAACAAGAUAUAAGUUGAUGUCCCCAAGUUACUUUGGAGGAGUCACUGCUUUGACCAGAGAACAGUUUUUUCAAGUGAAUGGAUUCUCCAACUCAUACUGGGGUUGGGGAUCCGAGGAUGAUGAUCUGCGUAUCAGAGUUAGGCAGCACAAGAUGACGAUUGUGCGGCCCCCUGAAGAUGUAGCCCGAUAUACCAUGGUGUUUCAUAAGCGGGAUAAGGGCAAUGAAGUUAACAAAGACAGGAAGACGCUGAAAGGACAAACACCGCAGAAUUGGAGGAAUGACGGACUGACUAGCUGCUCCUAUAGGACUCUGUCAUUAGACAGACUUCCUCUUUAUGUGAACAUUACUGUGGACGUUGGUAAACCGUAGAGUUCACAUCUGAAACUGAAAAAUCUUGCUGUGGCCAAGAAGACCCAGUUCCACAUACAAAGUCAAGUUCUUUCCACUGAGUUCAGAAAAGGUAGAAAACCUGUAUUAAUAUGUUAAUACAGAUGGAAACCGGAGGAAACCCCCACACACAGGAAGAACAUGCAAACCCUACUGUUACGUGUGGGUGUGUGGGUGUGUGGGUGUGUGGGUGUGUGGGGGUGUGUGUGUGUGGGUGUGUGUGGGUGUGGGUGGGUGGAUUGGCCGGACGUUUGACCUGACUACAUACCGACAUUACAGGGACCUUAGGGUAUUAUGAGGACUAUGCCGAUGUCCCUGUAAUUCGGAGAGUGUAUUUGCAUUUGUGAGUGUCUAAAGAACAAAAUUCCUCAUUUUCUUUGACAGUUCUUAUGUACCACUUGACCUGAUUUUCAGUGUAUCCCAGUGUAUAGAGCAGUGUCCCCUAGUGUUAGUCCCUGAAUUGCAUCUUCUUAAACAUUUUUGAUACACAUGGUACAAAUUUGUGGGUGAAAUUGAAAGGACUCUCAUCAGCUCUACCUUCAAGUGUUCUGCUGUCUCAAUGCUGGGAAUUUAAGAAAGUGUCAAAGUAGGCAUAAUAAGGUCAGUUACUUGGAAUCUGUUCAGAAAUGCACAGGAGAGCUAGGCCUUGGAAAUGUCAGUAUAUCUCCCUCUGUGUGCUGGCCACCUGUCACACGGUGGCUUUGGGCUGAGGCAGAUGUGGAUAUGUCAGUUAAACAGUUAAUUCAAGAGGGAAUAAUAGGGAAUGUGGUGGAAGGGGUAGGUAGAUACCUCGAGAGUAGAUGGGGGGACUUUAUUAAGAUCUUCACGGAAGGGUCAAGGGACCCCGAAAGUGGGAAAGUAGGUUUUGGAAUAUAUAUCCCUCAUGUCCACAUCUAAGCAAGAGAUUGUCUGAUGGAGUCUCUAUUUUUUCAGCACAGCUGAUAGCGCUACUGUGGGCCCUGUGGUGGGUUGAGGAGGGGGGGGUUUCGCAAGGUGGUCUUGUGUUCAGAUUCUCUUUCAUCUCUGAUGGCUCUAAGGGGAGCUGAGGGAGGACAUGCCAGAAUGGAGAUAGUUGGGGACAUACUAAUGGUGGUGUCCAACCUGGAGAGAAGGGGAUGCAGUGUCAGGUUCAUGUGGGUGCCCUCACAUGUAGGGAUAGAAGGAAAUGAGGUGGCAGACAGGGUAGCAAAGUGCAGCUUAGGUAAGAAGGAGGUGGAUAUUAGAGUCCCUUUAGGGAAAAUGGAGUGCUGAAACUUUAUUAAUAAAAGAAUCCAUCGCCAGUGGCAGCAGGAGUGGGAGGUAGACAGCAGAGGGAGGAAGCUGUUUCAGAUACAGCCAUUAGUACAUCCCACAAAGAGAGCAUAUAUGAAGAGGGCAAAGGACGUCAAAUUAACAAGGCUUAGGCUCGGGCACUGUGGAUUAGCCAGUGGGUUGAUGCUAAUAGGGAAACAUCCUAAUGGGAAAUGUAAUCACUGUGAAUGCUUAGUCUGUGAGCCAUGUCUUAAUGGUAUGUCCAGCAUACACAGAUCAGAGGAGAACAUUAUUUAUAAAUCUUGAAAAGUUGAGUCUGAAAGUAUUUUCUCUUUCUACGAUACUAGGUGAGGGAUUGAGGGACAGGGAAAUUGCACGGGCAGUAGUUCUCUUUCUUUUGUUUUUCUGGCAGACUGUCAAGAAGAAGAGGAAGGGAAGUAGGUCUGAGGAUGUUGAUCGCCAAGAGAAAGAAUGUAUUAAAUGUGUCUUACGAUUUGGUGAGAAGACUGGGGGAGUGAGUAUAAUAAAUCCUUUGAAGUUAACUAAAUGUUUAAAUGAGGUGAUUGGCCGUAUUGAAUUUGCCAAAGUAUUGCAGGAUGGAAAUCUCUUGGUGGGGUGCACAGAUCUUGAGCAGGUAGGUAGGGCUUUAAAGCUAAAAAGUGUUUGUGGAAUCAAGGUUGUGAGUGCAAACAGAAUUGGAGGAAAUAAAACUAAGGGACGAAAAGGUGUUAUUGCACGGGUACCUAUGGAUAUUGGAAUUGAAGAUAUAAAGGAAAAUGUGAAAGGUGGAAGAGUUCUGGAUGCUUACCGCAUAAAAUCGUGGGUGGAUGGGGUCCGACAGGACACAGAAACUGUGGUGCUUGAGUUUCAAGGUGAGGCAUUGCCAGGGAGAGUUAUGCUUGGAGUUAUGAGCUACAUCGUGAGGGAAUUUGUGCCUCGACCAGUAAGGUGCUUUAAAUGUCAAAAGUUUGGACAUGUUGCAGCGUCAUGUACUCGGAAACAGAGAUGUGCACGUUGCAGUGGAGAGCAUGAAUAUGGCAAAUGUGAAGCCGGAGUCCAACUUAAAUGCUGCAAUUGUGGAGAAGCUCAUAAUGCUGCUUACAGGGGGUGUCAAGUGCUGAAACAAGAAAGUGAAAUUCAGAGAGUAAGAGUGGAAAAGAAGCUAACUUAUGUUGAAGCUGUAAAGCAAGUGAGAGGAGAAAGGCAGCCAAGCCCUGUGACACAGGCUGUGAGAAUGAACACAGUAUCAAAGGAGGAGUUUACAGUAGAAAAGAAGAAGUUGGUUACUUUUAUUGUCCAUGUUAUUAAUUGCACGGCUGGCGUGGAUUCCAAGACUGCUAAGUGUAAGAUAAUCGUUAAGGCGGCUAUACAUCACCUUGGGCUGACUGAUUACAGAUGGAAGGAUGUCAUGGAUGAGCUCCAUGCAUUAGGGCUACAUGCGUCAUGAGAGUGCUAAUUCUUAUGUUUUUAAUCUUACAGUGGAAUGCACGGUCACUUAUUGCUAAUGGACAGGAAUUUAAGCAUUUUUUGGAUGGCUUGACAGAGAAGCCCGAUGUUAUAUGCGUACAGGAAACUUUUCUGAAACCUCAUCUGGACUUUGUGGUGCAUGGGUAUUCCAUUACAAGACAGGAUAGGGAAGAUGGCAAUGGUGGUGGGUGUGCGACACUUGUUAAAAAUGGGUUACCUUAUAGAGUUGUAGAGAAGGAUGGGGAGCUUGAGUUUUUAACUGUUGAGGUGUGGAUCAGGAAUAAGGAGGUGGUUAUCAUUACUUUUUAUAAUCCAUGUCAAAGAUCGGAGUUUAAUAAGCUAAUGCAAAUACAAGGACAAAGCAGGCGUGACACUGUGUGGUGUGGGAAUUUUAAUGCUCACAACACUUUAUGGGGUGGGGUUAAUGUGGAUGCGAAUGGGCAGGUGGUGGAAGAUCUUCUAGAGGAGGGAAGUUUGGUGUGUUUAAAUGAUGGCCAUGGUACUAGAUUUGAUGUGCGUACGGGGAAUGAGUCUAGGUUGGAUCUCACAUUAGUCUCUAAUACUCUAGCAAAUAAGUGUAAUUGGCGUGUCUUGGAAGACAAUCCUAUGGGCAGUGAUCACUAUCCAGUUAUGACUUCAUUACAGCUAGAAAUGGAGCAGAUGAGUGGGGGUGGAGGAGGAAGGUGGGUUCUCGAAAGAGCAGACUGGAGUAAAUUUACUCAAGUAAGUGAACAGCUAAUUGAUCUGAACAGUCAGGGACAGGAUGUUAAUGUGAAUAAUCAGAUGUUUUGUGAUAGUAUCCUUGAAGCUGCAAUCCCCAGAAGUAAAGGUAAUAAUGAAGAGAGCAGCAGUGCCUUGGUGGACAGCAGAAUGUACAGAUGUUAUUAAGAUGAGGAAUAAAGCACUUAAAGUUGUUAAAAGAACACAUAUGUAACCUCUCCUAUGGUGGUCGGUUGUUUGUGAUAAAGAGGACAGGAAGCUGGACUGACGAUGCUCUUGGUGUGAUUUAUUCUGCAAACUGCAAACAUGGGACAGCAAACAGAAGCAUUGAAAAAUGGCAACGGCAUCUGUUUCCGCUCGAACUAGAAAGGAAAAGCUCCGUGUUAAAAGAUGCAGCGGCCAUGUUUAGAGCCAGCGGCGGCAGGCCAAUAUCAUUAACUCCAACAAACUGACCCAAAAACGAGCACAAAAAGAAACUAAAGCUACUAUUCCUUCUAACACUCUGCUCAACAGUCAUCCGAGCGACAAUACUGAGUAGCUUCCUGCAUCAAAUCAGCAGUAUUUGCAUGAAGUAAUGAAUUAAUGCCUGAGAAAACAGAGAAGCGACUUACCCACAGCAAAAGAUUGGCCGAAACUGAAAACUUGCGAAAGUGCACUGCAUUUAACGAGAGGCAAACUUCCGCUGUAGGGUUUUCAAAAUAAAAUACAAAACGGAAACAGUAUAUUUGCGGUCCCAGUUUAACAGGAAUUUAACUAUAAUAAUGAGUAACAUUCUUAAGCUGUUACACAUACUUUUGAUAAUAUGAUUGCUUAUCAGAAAGCACAGGCAGUUGUCAGGCGGACUAUUAGACAAGCAAAGCGAGCUGGGUGGCAGUCUUUCUGUGAGAAAAUUGGAAGAACAAAUCCUGUCAGCAGUGUAUGGGGCAUGAUUAAAAGAAUGGGGGGAAAUAUGAGAGAAUGGGGGUACCCAGUGCUUGAGGUGGAUGGAAUUCGGGCAGUUACAAAUGUGGAAAAGGGCGGAAAUGUUGGUCAAAUCGUUUGUGAAAGUCCAUGGGUCUGGAAAUCUGUCUGAAGAGAGUAAAAGGCAAAGAGACCAAACACUUAGACGUCAUGCACACCUGUUAAAUGAAAUAGAUGACAUGGGAAUCCAUCCCAUUAAUCACCCAUUUACUGCAGAAGAGUUGAAUAGAGCAAUUAGCAAGUCAGGUAACACUUCUCCUGGGAAAGAUCAAGUGUGCUAUGCUAUGUUGAGGCAUCUCGGAGAGCAAGGAUUGAGGUCUCUUCUUAGACUGUAUAAUCAAGUGUGGGAGACAGGACAGCUUCCUAAUGCAUGGAGAGAGGCAGUGAUUGUACCAAUAAGGAAACCAGGUAAAGAUCCAUCUAAUCCAGGGAACUAUAGGCCAAUAGCGCUGACCUCAAAUAUCUGUAAAGUUAUGGAAAGGAUGGUUACUGAACGAUUGACGUAUUUUGUUGAAAAGAAUGGUUAUAUUUCAAAAAAUCAAAGUGGCUUCAGGAAAGGCAGACGAGCAAUGGAUUCGGUCAUCUGUUUGGAAAAUGAAAUUAAAAAAGCUCUUAAAAGUAAAGAAUCUGUAGUUGCAGUAUUUUUUGAUGUCGAAAAAGCCUACGACAUGAUGUGGAGGGAGGGGCUGUUGAUACAAUUAAGACAAAUGAGUGUGGGUGGCAAGAUUUUUAGACGGAUCAGAUGUUUCAUGACUGGUAGAACUAUUUAAGUAAGAGUGGGUAAUACUUUAUCAAACUGUUUUGAGGUGGAUAAUGGUACACCACAAGGAAGCGUGAUAAGUCCUUUGCUCUUUUCUUUAAUGAUCAACAAUGUCUUUUCCAGUGUUCGUCCAGAUAUCGGAAGAUCCCUCUUCGCAGAUGAUGGGGCUUUAUGGGGGAGAGGAAGAAGUUUGGAUCAUGUUAACAGAAGGAUGCAGGAAGCCAUUUUUGAAGUAGAGCAGUGGGGUUAUAGCUGGGGUUUCAAGUUUUCUGUUGAGAAGACAAACACAAUGGUGUUCACAAACAAAAGAAGGAUACCUGAUGCUACUCUUCAAUUAUAUGGAAGAAAUCUAGAAAAAGUAAAUGUGUUCAAGUUUUUGGGUGUGAUGUUUGACUCCAAAUUGACCUGGAGUGACCAUAUUAGCAGAAUUGUGAUUAUGUGCCAAAAAGUCAUUAAUAUCAUGAGGUGUCUAUGUGGAGUUAAGUGGGGAGCUAGUCAGUCAUCCUUGAAGAUGGUGUAUACAGCAAUGACCCGUUCAGUACUUGAUUAUGGUUGUGUGGUUUUUGUUUCUGCUUCUAGAACCCAGCUUGAAAGAUUGGAUCGAGUACAGGCCCAGGCAUUGAGGCUGUGUUACACCGUAAAAAAUAAUUCUACCUUUUAGUCAUGAUAGAUUAAGAAUUUUAGUCAGCAGGACUACAAACUAUUGAAACAGUUGUGAUAAAUUAAGAUGUGUCUAUGUUGUGUUGACUAAAGAAAAUUUGUCAGACUUAGAAAAACGAUUCCAGUGGACUUAGGAAUUUGAGUCAAAACGAUUAACCGAUGAUACUUUUCCUCAUUGGACAUUUCUGAUGACGUCAGCAUGUUGAACGUGCAUUCAAACAGCCCAGUGGUUCUGCUGUCCGCCAUUUCUGAAAUUACAGUUCAUGGUCAGCAGCUGCACGCCGACGUAUUCCUUCAGUAAGGGUUUAGUCACGCUCACAUAUUCAUAAAAGGUAAGUCACCGUUCUUUAUGAAUACUACCUAGAGGUUUUUUCUUGAUUUUAACUUGUUAAGUUAUUAGAAGGCUAAACGUGAGACCUUUAGCUAUGCUAAAUGGAGCUUCUCAGGACGAGUGAGACACUUUGCGAUUUUAAACAUGUUAAUUCACAACUUGCCACUCUGAAUGAGAUGAAUCCAGUCUGCUCUGUGCAGACUGCACGGUGAAAACGCAAGUUGAAUUGCAGCAGACAAAGUUUGACGACGUUUGUGAGUGCAUGGUGGGGGUGGGGGUUGUUCUGUCAAUCUUGUAAACCUGUCAGUACAGAUUCCAUACAUGUUUCUGACAUUAAAAGUCUAAUACAAAAACAAGCAUUUUUUUUUCAAUUUUAAGCGAAAACAGUGUGUGUGUGUGUGUGUGUGUGUGUUUAUGGUGUUUACUUUUUUCCCUUCAAGGUCCAAGUCUUCAAUUUAGUUGAGGAAUAAACAGUACAGUGCUGCUGCCCUGAGCCCACCUAAAAUAUUUUUCAGCUUUUAAAUCCUUUAAACUGUUGAAUUUGACACAAAAACUAUGCAUUGAUUAGGCAAGUGUACGUGCACGCCUCUAGAACAUUAAAACUAUUAUGACUGUUGAGUAUAUUGUAAGCAUUGUCACUGUACUAAUAUGAGAUUUUCUGUUGUAGGUCAUCGUAUUUGCUCCACCUGGCUGCUUCAUGGAUGAGAUGGACAGAGAAGCCCACAGACAUGGAGAACAACAUGAUGAGGGGACUGAACGCGGGAAUCCUCAGAAUACCAGAAGGGGAGGAUCUGACUGACCUGGCUGUGGUGCUGGAGGAUCAGAUCAUCCUGCAUUGCAUCAAGGACUACUCACACUACUCAGCUGUUUGGACUGCUGUAUGUGCUCAACAUCGACUACACCACGGAGCUAAAAUAUACCUUUGAAGUCAUUCAGAAGGUUGUGAUGGGCAUCGGAAGUGACCACUGCUCAGCAAGAGUCCAUGGACUGAGGAACAGAGUCCUCUGUGAGACUGUAGGAACCACACAGAGACCAUUGCUGCAAAGUAUGUCAGUGCCAGAAGGUUUCAUUUAGUCUUUGUUGUACUGUUCUUGGAACACUAUUCGGGUACCAUUUUGUAAAAAUUUUGCUAAAUUAAGAGAUUUCCACACAAGCCCAAUCUAAAAAAGGCGGGAAAUUGUGUUGUGUGUGGGCCCAACAUUCUCCUCUAGUUUUGUAGAAUGUCAUUCAUGAAAUAGGUCUUUCAGUAUUAUGACUUGAACAGUUUUACAGUAUUGUAAGUUUACAGUUCCCUUCAGUCCAAGCAUUUGGCAAGACUCCCGUUUUUCAGUAUCAGUGCUCAGUUUAACUGCAAACUUUUUUUCAUAUGUGAGCAUGGUAACAAAAGAAAUGUUUUUUUUCCUGAGAUAGUUACCGUGAUGCCAAGCUUCAAAGAUUGAUAAAAUGUUUGAUGGGAAUCUGUAAUGUCAUUGCUAAAUAACUUGUUAAUAAAUGUUGCAAUGGUGAA